Camponotus floridanus (Florida carpenter ant) is the source of this 1374-nucleotide messenger RNA. Its product is annotated as protein quiver-like. Gene Ontology annotation, biological process: positive regulation of voltage-gated potassium channel activity; sleep; regulation of synaptic transmission, cholinergic. Bases 618 to 1055 code for a protein of 145 amino acids. NCBI's taxonomy places the organism in Eukaryota, Metazoa, Arthropoda, Insecta, Hymenoptera, Formicidae. The record is from RefSeq and is a predicted model, not a curated record. The transcript is spliced from 5 exons.
UGUUACCAUGCAUGUAUCGUGUAGCAGCAAGCUUUGUCGAUAUAGUUACCGCAAUGAGAGUACGUGGCAUGGACUGGCAUCAUAUUGAUCGACCUGAAUUCGCGCUUUAAUCGGCGUCGACUCGCUCGCUUGUCAGUUCCCAGAAAGCAUCUGUGUACUCCGCUUUUACAGCAUAAUUGUGGCCUCGCACCAUGACAUCUGACGAAACUGCAUCGUGCUGCAUCGUGCCCAGGCGUUAGACUCAUUUCGCCAUCGCCAUGCAUCGGUGAUGUAGACUCAUCAAUAGACGCGUUAAGGUGUUCGAGCUUGAAGAGAGUGUACAGAAAGGUGCCAGAUAUUGUUACAAAGUCGACAAUCGAAGAUCAAGACAAUUCGAAAUGACACUAAUUAAUCAAUAAAUGAAAAUGAAUUUUGUGUGUUAGGCAUCUUCUAAGAAAAGGAUACCAGUGUCUGCCACUUCUGACGAAAAUUUAAACUUGGAUUUAGUGUUAAAGAAGAAAAACAAGAUUAUCUGAAAUAACGGCCGAAUCAACUCGCAUUAAUCAAGCACUGUUUGAUACUUGAGAAAGUCUCUAUAACACAAAGCUAGACGAGAUAUAAAAACAUCCGCCGUCAGGAUGUGGACAAAUCACUUGAUAGUGGCGUCAAUUUUACUCGCAGUUGCCAACGUCUGUCGUGCGAAAUGCCAGUCUCGCAUUGAUUGUUACGAGUGCGACUCAUGGACGGAGCCUAAAUGCAAGGAUCCUUUCAACUACACUGCUCUACUCAGGGACCAACCGCCCUUGCUGUCCUGUGAGGGAUGCUGCGUAAAAAUGGUCCGCUACGAGAAAUUAUCGUACAAAAUCAUAAAAAGGACCUGCACCUCGCAACUACAAAUGAAUUUAUUCAUGGUGGACCACGUGUGCAUGAUGGAAAGCGGUCGCGGCACUGGUCACAUGUGCUUCUGUGAGGAGAAUAAAUGCAAUCGUGUAUCCCCGACCUCGCGCUUAAAUCCCGUACUCCUGCUGAUCCUGUCGUUUAUCCUUGUUCUACGCUCGGCCAUCUUAGAAGACUAAGCUUGCUUUAUAGAACGUUGCAAUGAACACUAUUAACUCGAUCCAUCCAUCGCAGUUGCGUCCAAUCAUAUCAUUGUGUCCAUCCUUCGUAGAGAUUCUAGCAAGUCUAUAACACGACCACUCAUCGGAACGAACGAUCGAGUUGGCUUCGAUCAUGAAGGCUAGACCCUUCGAGAUAUAAAAGAAAGAAAUAGCCAACAGAUAGUAAACAGUAGUGGAUGAUUGACGUUUCGCUGUAGUUAUUAAGUUUGUGAACUCACUCUUUCGAACACACGUCAUCAAUCCAUUCACAUAAUCGCGUGUAGAAAUAUAAAAUAUA